Molecule: messenger RNA, 2673 nt
Organism: Portunus trituberculatus (swimming crab)
Lineage: Eukaryota; Metazoa; Arthropoda; Malacostraca; Decapoda; Portunidae
Product: nuclear RNA export factor 1-like
Exons: 16
Coding region: 63-1988 (641 amino acids)
Biological process (GO): poly(A)+ mRNA export from nucleus
Cellular component (GO): nucleus; cytoplasm
Molecular function (GO): RNA binding; protein binding
Source: RefSeq, a predicted model, not a curated record
GAGAGGAAGUAAAUGCUAUCAACAAAAGCGGUGCGUUCGUCAGUAGUGGUGACACAAGCAUCAUGGCGGCCAGAGUUCCUAAAUACAGUGGGAAAAAUUUAGUCAUUCAAGCUAGAAAUGUUGGAUCUCGGCAGUAUUAUGAGCAUGAUGACAGGGGAAUGGCGCGCAGCAGUGGUGGCGGCAGUGGCCGAGGUAACUUUAGGUACCACAAUUCUGGAGGAAGGUACCGAGGAGGAAGAGGAGGGCGGACAUGGGAUGCUAACUGGGAAGACGGUAGAAGCAGCCGUUUCGUGGAGGGACACUGGCGUGGCAACAAGAGAGGUAGCAACAGAGGGGGCCAUGGCCCACGCAGACCUCAAUAUAAGGAUGAUGAUACAGAGAUGACCGGUUCCAGGGAGAAGAAUCGGCGCCAGGACAUGUACAAGCGGCGUGGCGGUCGAGCCCAUGUUAACAAUCACAACAACAACAGGAUGGGCUGGUACAAAGCGAUGAUAAAAGAUGGUGUGAAGUACGACCGCCACGAAGUCUUGGAAGGCAUUCGAUCUCUUGUCCAUGAGCCAUUCAUCCCAGUGCUGUAUGAGGUGGAAGGGAAGUCCUUGGUGUUCUACCUGGAGGACAAUGGCCCUGCUGUUCAGGCCAUCUCUGAAAUAAACCGUCGACUCACCAUGGCUAACGGUGAGAAGCUAAGCAUCUUCUUCAACCGCUCCCCUCCACCAAAUCGGCCCCUCACUCAGCCUCAGCGAGAACAGGUCAUGCAAGUCAUGAGUGCUCGCUACUCACCAGAGAUGAAAAGGCUUGACCUCAAAAAUUUUCACAAUGACACCACGCUGGUGAAGGAGAGCAUUUUCUGCCCGUUGUACCGACAGCCCAACAUGCAGAUUGUUGUCAACAUCAUCAUGGAACACAUCCCUCAUGUAGAAGAAAUUGACCUCAGCCACAACAAAAUAACUUGCUUAGAUGAGCUAGAUCGCCUUAUGUCAUCCUGUACCAACCUCCAUCGACUCAGCUUAAAAAAGAAUAAGCUCACCAGCCCAGAGUCCUUGGAUAAACUCUCUGGAAUGCAGAUUACUGAUCUUACCUUGGAAGACAACCCUCUCUGUGACAGAUUCCGUGACACAGAGAGCUACAUCAGUGCUGUGAGAAAGCGGUUUCCGAAAGUAUUGUACUUGGAUGCCCAGGAGCUACCAAAACCAAUUGGAUUUGAUGUUGAUGAAGAGGUCACCAAAAUCCCAAAGUCUAUACCAACAUAUUUUGUUAACCCAAAUGCACAGAACCUGGUAACAGUCUUUCUGCAUGAGUAUUACAAGAUCUUUGACACUGCAGACAGACUAAAGUUGCAGGAAGCAUACUCACAGCAUGCAUUACUAUCCCUCUCCUGCAAUUUCCCCGAAUCAGGACCAGGUGCCCGAUUCACCUCACUCUAUAAUGCAGAGAAUAGAAACCUAAAGAAAAUUACCAACAAUGAACGAAGAUACAAGUUGGUGGUGCAGGGACGCAACAACAUUGGCAAGUUCUUGAGUUCCUUGCCCCAAACCAACCAUGAUUUGAUGUCGUUUGAAGUGGAUGUUCCCUUAGCUGAGGCCACCCUGAUGCUAGUGGUGGUGAGUGGAGUGUACAGCCAAAUUGCAGACCGCAAUCCUCCCAUCCGCUCCUUCAAGCGCACUAUGAUCAUUGUCCCUGAAGGAAGCGGUUACUGCAUCACCAAUGAGCAACUCUAUCUCACCAAUGCUACUGUUGACCAAAUUAAGAAAGCUUUUAAAGAGCCUGUGCCAAAGGAGCCUCAGCCAGCUGCAGUACCUAAUGUGGAAGCACAGCAGAAGGAGGCCAUGGUCUUGAAGUUUUCAGAGGCUUCUGGAAUGUUGCCUUGCUACUCCCUACAAUGUCUGGAAGAAAAUGGAUGGGACUUUGACAAGGCUGCAACAGUGUUUACAAAGCUCAAGGCAGAAAACAAGAUACCCCCUGAAUAUUUUCCAGCCAGCCAACCCUGAAGUGUUAUUAUGAUAUGGUUGAUUUCAAGCUUCUGAAUGGUGUGUGUAUAUACAAAUAUUUUCACCCGCACACACAUAUUUUUCUUUGUGAAUUUAGAAGGAUUUAGAAAUAAGUUCAAAAAUAUAUGAAGAGAAUGAAUUCCUUUCAAAUAUAAUGCACUACAAAGUGAGCCUGAAAGACCCGUCCGGUGCCAAAACUUCCCUCUGAUGCAGAGGAGGAUGGAAUUCCAGUAUUGACAAAACCUCUUACCUGGUCAUUUCCAGUUAAAAGCAGCAUCAUGCAUGUGAAUUGUAUCUGUACCUGUGCACUUCACUGUCAGUUUAAAGGAAGUUUCAUGCUUAUUGCAGAUGAUAUAAAGACUGAGAUUUUGUGAAUAGUUGGUCCAAACUUUUUUGUGGUAUGGGCAGAGUAUGAAAAGUAUUCUAUAACUAGAAAUUUUGUUAUGUAUAUAUCUAAUACAUGUAACAGCAAAGUUAUUUUAUUUUAUCUUGUUGCAAUCAUGAAUAGAAAAUACACAUUCAUUGUCAGUAUGCAUAUAAUAUAUACAUGUAUACAUUUUGAUUUAGUGAGUUCCUACUUAGUAAUCUAAUACAACAUUGAAUGAAUGAAUAUAUAUAUAUAUAUAUAUAUAUAUAUAUAUAUAUAUAUAUAUAUAUAUAUAUAUAUAUAUAUAUAUAUAUAUAU